Molecule: messenger RNA, 692 nt
Organism: Neopsephotus bourkii (Bourke's parrot)
Lineage: Eukaryota; Metazoa; Chordata; Aves; Psittaciformes; Psittacidae
Product: tRNA endonuclease ANKZF1-like
Exons: 5
Coding region: 69-692 (207 amino acids)
Source: RefSeq, a predicted model, not a curated record
GCGGGAUGUGACGUUUGACAGCUGAGUGGUGCUUCCGGGUGGUGGCUGCACGUGAGUGACGGGGAGCGAUGGCGGCCCCGGAGAGCAGGUCGGUUUUCGAGGCCGCCCAGGACGCCGUCCUGCUGCGCGGGCUCACUCUCCUGACGGGAGCUGCUGCGGAGGCCUGGGGCGCCGAGCCGGCACCGGUGAGCCACGACAAACCCACAGCCGCUGACAAUGAGGAGAAAGCCCAUGGGGUCCAUGCGGUGCCAGAGCGGAUGUGCUGCUCCACCUGUGAGCAAGUGUUCAGCAGCCGGGAGGAGCAGACUGAGCACUACCGUCUCGACUGGCAUCGCUUCAACCUAAAGCAGCGGCUCCUGGGGCGCCAGACAUUGCCGGUGGAAGCGUUUGAGGAGAAGACCCGUGCAGGUAGUGUCUCUAGCAUCUCAGGGUCUGAUUCAGAGAACUCUUAUUCAAGCAGUGAGUCAGAGUUGCUGCCCUCUGCCAGCAACAGCCCUGGGACCCUCCAGAUCCCACGUUCCAACAAGGUGCUGUUCCGCAAUGCGAAGGGCCAGCUCAUUUCUGCCUACCGCUGCGUGCUGGGCACCGGGAAGGCAAGUCACAGCCCAGGUUGUUGGGAGAGGGACCCCAGAGGAGAUAGGUGGCAUUGGGGUGUAGUCGUCUGUCUGGCAGUACCUCCCCACGUGCCAUGA